Molecule: messenger RNA, 3491 nt
Organism: Exophiala mesophila
Lineage: Eukaryota; Fungi; Ascomycota; Eurotiomycetes; Chaetothyriales; Herpotrichiellaceae
Exons: 2
Coding region: 134-3184 (1016 amino acids)
Biological process (GO): protein import into nucleus
Cellular component (GO): nuclear membrane; cytoplasm
Source: RefSeq, a predicted model, not a curated record
GAAUAAAGCGGGUGCGGGCUUCUGUUUCGGUCGCUCGUUCCAUCAGCGGCUUCACAGUCUUGCUGAGCCAGCCCAUUACGCUUCUUCAUCUGACAAGUCAUGUUGUCCUGCCGACACCGACACUUCGAUCACCAUGGAGCAACUCAUCGCAGAGUUGUAUAGCCCUGCAAAUCAAUCUUCCCCGGAUCGUAUUGCAGAGAUCCAGAGGGAGAUCCAGCAUUUGCAGCGACAGCAGACUAGCUGGCAGCUUGGCCUUGAUCUCCUCGGCCGAGAUGACUCAACCGUACGCUUCUAUGGCGCUCAUACUUUGAUAGUCAAGAUCAACGCUUGUUGGGAUGACGACCAGAUCGGAAAGAAUGAUCAAAUGAGGAGCUAUCUCCUUGAAUCCUUGGUCUCUCGUUAUCUUCAGCUCUCCGUGAUCCCAGAUGUGCCGUUAGUCCUUCAAAAACUAUGCUCGGCAUUGACUACUCUCUUUGCUAAACCCGACUCAAACUGGCCUUUUCCCAUCCGACACGUUCUUGCCUGCUUUCUGAGUGGACACUACGUUGCCCCAAAUAACUUACCUGAAAUCCUGAAAAUGAUCGAGGAAAUCAAACAAUGCUCAGCGAAACAAAUGGCGGCACUCAUCCUACUGAUCAAGACUUUCGCCGAAGAUCUUGCCAGUCUGUCUUCCACAGCCUCAGACGAAGGAAAUCUACAAGCUCGAGUCGCUGUCAAUUGUUAUGAUGCCUGGCUCCUAAUGCAAGCCCUUCUCGAUCACUUGCUGCCAAGCCUGUCAAUUGGCAAUCACCUCCCAGCAAAUCCAUCUCCAGGCCAGGCCUCAGAACUCGUCCGGCACCUGAUGAAGGCCAUACCUUUCUGGGCCAGUCGCACACGACACGCAGAAUUUCAUGCGGAUAAUAAUCAGUCGAAGAUGAUAGAACACAGUGUACGAAAAUGCAUCCGAACCCUAGCAGAUUUGCUCGACCAUGACAAUCUGAGCCAUUCUGUUCUUCAGCUGCUCAUCUCAUUGCAGCAGACUUACCCCAGACUUAGCAGUGACGCCAUAAAUGACUUUCCCGCACCCAUAUGUCAUUCUCGGACCGCACAUACCCUGAUGACUCGCCUCGUUAGUGGUAACUGGGAUGCUGACGACCUUUUGUAUGUCGAAUUCCUAGAAAUACUCAUCGGCCAGGUCGAUACCACUAAUUCGGACUACCUACGAAUUGACACGUACAAUAUGGCCUUCCAACAGCUCCGACAGCUCUUGCGGUGCGAUGGAGUUGCAGCUGUCGAGGACUUGGCGUGUCAGGUGGCUGUCGAAAAAGUCAGCCAGAUGGUCGAAGGCUUUAUAGACUGGGACCCAGACUCCGAGGCCGAACAGCUCCUACAUGAUAUUGCUGCUGAUGCCUGUCAAGCAUGCUUGCUGAAAGUCAGGAUGCCUCUAAAUCAAAUGUCCGACUCAACCAUGGACUGGGAGCCAGACGAACGAGCCAAGUUUCAAGACUUUCGCUACGACGUGUUCGACUUCUUUCAGUCUGCCUUUUCUUUACUCGGCAAAGACCUUAUAGAAGAGACUGCCCAGGUUGUCCUCAGGCAGAAGGGCACGGUGGAUUGGUCCAUAUUUGAAGCGGGCAUGUUUGUCUUCACCGCAUUCUCAGAUACAAUGUCUUCGGAUCCUGAGAUUUACGAUCCCAUCGUCACCGCCGUACUCAACAGUGCCGGCUGGACUCAGGUCCUCAACCCGAGUGCGGCGAUUCCAGAUAAAGCUAGGCGAACCAGCAUUCGCUUCGUCACAGAGAACAUUGGAUAUCUGCAGCGCCACUCCACCAGCCUGUUCCUUAUCCUCGACUUUCUCUUCUCUUCCUUGCAUUCUCCAGGAUCCGCAAUGCCAGCCUCGCGGGCGGUCUACAGCUUGUGUGAUUCCCAGAGAAGCAUACUCGCCCCAGGUCUUCCUCACUUCAUGGCUGCUUUGGAUACCAUAGGCGACCUUGAUGAGACGGAACGGCAUCGAAUUUUUGCUUCAGUGAGCGCCGUCAUCCAGGCUCUUCCAGACGAGAUUGCAAAGGCGGAGCCACUCUCUAGACUCUUGUCUGCCACUGGUCGCUUGAUCAGCAUAGAUGCUUUUGAUCAAUCAGAUACGGAGGCGGUGUUGACUUGUUGCACGGACGCCAUGCAGACGCUUGCUUCAAUUGGCAAGGGUUCACGAGCACCGUCUGAAACACCAAUCGAUCUUGAUAGCACGGUGUCUCGUGACCGUACGAUCUGGCUUGAAGGGAAAGGGGCAUAUGUUCAAUCAAACGUGCUCCAAUUAUACUCACUCAUUGUCCAAAAGGUUGGCGACAGAGCCGAUAACGGAUUUAUUGAGGCUUGUUGCGAAUUUAUUCGGUCCGGUUUCACUGAACAACAUCCAUCACCCUUUAAAUUUUCUGACAGCGUCGGCGCCAACCUCGUGAUUGGCUUGAUCACCCUUGAAAAUCCCAAUAUCGACUGCACCAUGGCUUGUGCGUCCGGCUUCGUUGCCUCUAUAGAGCGCGACGGAGCUCACGCCCAGGUCAGCCGAGUUUGGGCCCGUAUUACCGAUCUCCAGCAGCGUAUCUUGACUGAGUACGAAAGCUCAGGUCAACUCCCCAGUAGUAGCUUCCUAUCGAGCUCGCUUGAAUUUCUCACGAGACUCUUUGGCAGAUGGAAUCAGGGUUGGUUUCAAUCCCCACAAACCGAAGGUACAUUCAUCCCGGCGAUGGUCCUGGGGCUGUUGGUGCUCUCGGAGCCGGAUACACUGCCACGACGUGCAGCAGCAGCGUUCUUUGGGGCGUUUGCAGAUGUCAGUGCGACCGACCAUUCUUCCCUGGUGGGCGUCGACGCUCAGGUGAAGUUUGCGCUUGAACGAUUUAGCCCAGAGAUUCUGGGGCUUAUUUUGCGCCUCCUUGGCGGUGAAUGCGCUCGGUCUGAGCUUGAGAAUCUCGCCGAAUGUCUGAGAAGAUUUACGCGAAAGCAAGCGAUACUGACCAAGCAGAUUCUGCGAGAGGCUAUCAAGGAUGAGUCACGAGUGCUGAGUGACAAAGCACUGAGAGCGACGACUUUGGAGCAGCGGCACCGAUUUCUAGCGCAAAUCGAUAUGUUAAGGGGUGCACGAAAGACGAAUGAGAUCAUAAAGGACUUUUGGAUAACAUGCAGGGGAACAGGGUCUGACUACAUUGUAUAAGAAAAAGUCAUGCCCCUCCCCGGAAUACCAUUGAUCAUUAGACGAUUACGUCUUUCGGAACCAACAGUGGCUCAAGCUUUCAUUCUUGAACACGGGGAUCGAUAGGAACAGAGCAACGUCAAAGACACAUCGAUUUAUACUAUCUGGCGUCAUCAUGCAAAAUAAUCUACUUCAAGGCGCCAGGAAAGAACUUGCCGGCCUUCUUAGCAUCUGCUUCCCACGCAUAGUCAUGCGCGAGAACGAUUUCAACUUGGGCAUUGGCUGCCUCACCAUCGAGGUGAAUGCCGUCUUUAGACGCCGAAUAAAG